CCUGAUUUCUGGUUUUCGCUUUCCCCAAUUGUUCCCACUCCGCGCCCCCCCACCCCUUUGCCUUUGCCCUUCGAUUUUCAGGUAAGGGAUCCAUUGCUCGCGUUCGCAUUCGCAUUCGCAUUCGGAUUUCGGAUUCAGAUUCAGCUCUUGCUGCUGCGCUAGCUAGCUAGCUGUUUGUUUGUUUUCCGUUUUAGUGUCAACAUCAUGAGGAAAUGGAAGCUCAUGCGUGGAUCCGUUAUUUUAAGGGCUUACUGUUCGCUUUGAUGCAUCGUGAGCAUUGGCCAUCUGGAGUGUAAGUUCAAGCGCUCCUUGUCUCUGAGACUCAGCACCUGCACACACAGCACAAAUUUGAAAAAUGGGCCACAGCGUUGCUAAUGAGAGUGAAGAUGGAGUGCUCUCUGCUGAUUCGCCUGUGAGUAAUGAUGGUGACAAUUUCGGUGGAAGUUCUAAUGGUGGGAUUGUCUUAAAGAAAGGCCCAUGGACAUCUGCUGAGGAUGCGAUCUUGGUUGAAUAUGUGAAGAAACAUGGUGAAGGCAAUUGGAAUGCUGUUCAGAAACACACCGGGUUGUUGCGUUGUGGUAAAAGCUGCCGUCUGCGAUGGGCUAACCAUUUAAGGCCAAAUCUGAAGAAAGGAGCAUUUACAACGGAAGAAGAAAGACUGAUAAUUGAACUUCAUGCUAAGAUGGGAAAUAAAUGGGCUCGAAUGGCUGCACAUUUGCCGGGACGUACAGACAAUGAGAUCAAGAACUACUGGAAUACAAGAAUAAAAAGACGUCAACGUGCUGGCUUACCUCUUUAUCCUCCUGAACUAUGCAUGCAAACCCUUCCCGAGAGCCAACAAGUCCGCGAUUCCCCUGGAAUGUACGGUGGAGAUACAGGGUGUCAAGACAUCUUGCAAAGUGAUGGUUAUAAGGCGUCCGAUUUCAUGUUUGAUGGCUUAAACAUGCUACCAUGCCCACCAGAGUUUGCAGAUAUUCCUCCCGGCAGCAAUUCUCUGAUAAACGGUUUUGGUUGCCCUCAGUUUCACUGUUUUGUUCCCCAAACACUAAGGUCACAGAAAUGCAUAAACCCCCCUGAUGAAGCCAUGCCAGACUACAUGGAAGGUGCUGCUAAUAAUAGAGCGCCGUCGUUUAACAGCGUGUGCAACGAGAAAUACGAGGAUAAAGUGUCUCAACCCCCCUUGGGUCUUUACUCCUUGUAUGAUAUUGAUCACACUGACAAGCUGUUGCCUCUCGGUGCAGAUCAGGAUGGUCAGUUUAUGUCAAAUGGUAUUUUCUCUGCUUCUAAGCACAUUUCCAGUGCCGAGAAGUUUGAGCUCCCUUCACUCCAAUAUCAAGAAACUGGUUUAGGUUUCUGGGAUCCUCCACCAGAAUCAGUGGAUUCCUUUAUCCAGUCUUCUAUAGGUGGGCAACUCCCAACAGAUUGUUCUUCUCCUCGAACCAGUGGCCUAUUAGAAGACUUAGUUUACGAGGCAAAGGCUCUAAGUAAUUCGCAGAAUCAAGUUUCCGACAAGGUUCCUUCUUCCAUUGGUGCUGGUACAGCAGACAGUUGUGCCGCCGUGUUCAAAGGUUAUCUUGAUCCUACUUCCCCACAGUGUAAUUCAUUCGGAUCAAUGUUCGGCGAAUGCAUCCCUGCCCAUGGAGUUGGAAGUACAAUAAAAGAAAAGAUGCCCUCUGUGAAAUCAGAAGUUGGUGAUCAAGGAUGGAUCCUGGACAGCAGCAGCAAACAUAAAGAAAAUUUGAACCAGUUGGUGUGUUCGAGACCAGAUGCCGUACUAGGAUCGUCCUGGCUUGCAUCGAAGCAAGAUCCGGAUCCUAUUGCAGCAUUCAUCAGCGACGAUUUUGGGAAUGAUCUAAACAUGUGUGGGGGAACUUGUUCUGUGUCCACUUCCACCUUGACCACCUCUUCUUCGAGCUGGGGCCUCGGCCUCGGCUCCUGCACCUGGAAUAACAUGCCCGCCGUCUGCCAAAUGUCCGAUCGCCCGACGUCGUAACUCAAGUUGCAUCAUCAUCAUCAUCAUCCCCAGGUUGUUGCCACUAUUUCUUCUUUUUUUGGUUUUUGGUUUUUGGAUGAGAAGAACACAGAGAGAGAGAGAGAGAGAGAGAGAGAGAGAGAGAGAGAGACAUAGAAAGAGUAGAGUGUUCUGGAGGCGUAUUUGAUUGAAGAUGAGGAUUUCUAUCAGCUCUGGUAUUUGCACUCCAUCCUACACUGGCUGGCUGGAUGUUGGACUAUUAUUUUGUUUACAUGCAUUCUUAUUGAAA
Molecule: messenger RNA, 2261 nt
Organism: Andrographis paniculata
Lineage: Eukaryota; Viridiplantae; Streptophyta; Magnoliopsida; Lamiales; Acanthaceae
Product: transcription factor MYB33
Exons: 4
Coding region: 356-1993 (545 amino acids)
Source: RefSeq, a predicted model, not a curated record